AUGGAAGAUAUGGAGAACAAAAUUGCUGAUAGAGUCAAAGAUGCAGUGGAUGAGCGUCUGAAAGUUCUGGGUUUAUCGGAAAGUGCCCAAAACUAUGUUCCCAGUCCAAAACCGCGACAUUUACCAGGGCAAAAGUCAGUUAAUAGUCNAACGGUACCUAAUACGGUAUCUGAGACCCCUGAUAAUGUUGCGAGGGCGAAAACCACAUCGGUUGAGGAGCUUGCUAAGGCCGAAAGCCGAACUCCGUAG
Molecule: messenger RNA, 249 nt
Organism: Arabis nemorensis
Lineage: Eukaryota; Viridiplantae; Streptophyta; Magnoliopsida; Brassicales; Brassicaceae
Source: the annotation of a GenBank genome assembly